Quercus lobata is the source of this 603-nucleotide messenger RNA. RefSeq lists its product as uncharacterized. The record is from RefSeq and is a predicted model, not a curated record. Bases 1 to 603 code for a protein of 200 amino acids. The transcript has 2 exons. Lineage: Eukaryota; Viridiplantae; Streptophyta; Magnoliopsida; Fagales; Fagaceae.
AUGAAAGUUGAGACCUUGGAUAUUCUUGGGCCGAUGCAGGAUUCUCGGCAUAGUAAGUAUCUUGGUCUUCCCUCCAUCAUUGACAAAUCAAAGAUGGAUGUAUUUGCAGAGAUCAAAGAAAGAGUUGCAAGGAAAUUGUCUGGAUGGAAGGAAAAAAUUCUUUCCAUAGGUGGUAGGGAGAUCUUGAUCAAAGCGGUGGCCCAAGUUAUUCCUACAUACACUAUGAGUUGUUUUCAGCUUCCUAAAGGGUUGUGUGAUGAGAUUGAAAGCAUGAUGAAAGGGUUUUGGUGGGGUCAACGGGGUCAGGAGUCCAAGAUUUCUUGGGUGAGCUGGAGGAAGUUAUGCAAUUCCAAGCUUAAAGGUGGGAUGGGUUUCAGAAAUCUCCAAGCAUUCAAUUUUGCCAUGCUAGCAAAGCAAGGUUGGAGGCUCCUUGAGAACCCAAACUCAUUAGUAGCUCGAAUUUAUAGAGCUAAGUACUAUCCCCAUGGUGAUGUUCUUAAAGCUGGUUUGGGGUCUAGUCCUUCCUUUUCUUGGAGAAGCAUAAGGCAGGGGCUAGAAGUUGUGAGGAAAGGAACGCGAUGGACAGUUGAAGAUGGAAAGUAG